This is a messenger RNA of Scleropages formosus (Asian bonytongue), 3659 nucleotides long. RefSeq names its product hexokinase domain containing 1 (gene hkdc1). NCBI's taxonomy places the organism in Eukaryota, Metazoa, Chordata, Actinopteri, Osteoglossiformes, Osteoglossidae. Gene Ontology annotation, cellular component: mitochondrion; cytosol. The transcript has 19 exons. Gene Ontology annotation, biological process: intracellular glucose homeostasis; glucose metabolic process; carbohydrate phosphorylation. The record is from RefSeq and is a predicted model, not a curated record. Bases 497 to 3253 code for a protein of 918 amino acids. Gene Ontology annotation, molecular function: ATP binding; D-glucose binding; glucokinase activity.
CGCCGCUUCUCUUUCACGCGCUGCUGGAAUCGCCGAACUCGAGAGCACCUCACACACCAGGUGUAAACACUGCGGGAACGAGUUGGAUUGAUUCUGUUUGCGCUCCUCUUCUCUUGUGUUGAGCUCAGUUUUUGCUGUAGUGUUAUCGAGUUGGCAGGACCCUUUGCAGGCGAGGCCCCGGACCCCGUGGAAGAUGGCCAGCGCAUUGCUAGGAGAGCACUGAGAGUAGGCCGGCUGCUUGGAGUCCACGCCGUUAAUUAUUGAGCCAAGUGGGGGCGGGUGAGGAGGGGCAACACAGUAAAAGCCCUCUGUUGCUCUCACACGGAGAGCAGACGGGGGAGAGAGAAGGGUUACACACACAUACACGAGUCGAGCACUCUGGAGAAACAGGAAAUUGGAGGGCUGCGUCUUCAUCUGGAGGGGCUCCUUUUUCUCUGGAAAACCACCUUGAGCGAGCCUCAAGAAGCUCAGCCGGCUUCGCUGACCUGCGCUCGAGAUGUUUGCGGUGCACUUGGUCUCGUUUUUCUUCUCCAAGCUGAAGGAGGACCAGAUUAAAAAGGUCGACCGGUUCCUGUAUGCCAUGCGUCUCUCUGACGACCAGCUGCUGGACAUUUCCGCCCGUUUCCGUGCAGAGAUGGUGAAGGGGCUCUCGGCGGAGAGCAACGCCACGGCCACCGUGAGGAUGCUGCCCACCCACGUACGCUCCAUACCCGACGGAUCAGAGAGGGGCGAGUUCCUGGCCUUGGACUUGGGGGGCUCCAAGUUCAAGGUGCUGCGGGUGAAGGUGUCCGAGAACGGCAAGCGGAAGGUGGAUAUGGAGAGUGAAACGUACCCCAUACCCGAGGAGGUCGCCCACGGCAGAGGCACAGAUCUUUUCAACCACGUGGCCGAGUCCCUGAGGGAUUUCAUGCAGAAGAUUGAUGUUAAUCAGAAGAAAAUGCCCCUGGGAUUUACAUUCUCCUUCCCCUGCAGGCAGUCCAGACUGGACGAGGGUGUGUUGCUGUCAUGGUCUAAGAACUUCAAAGCGCGGGGGGUCCAAGGAACUGACGUGGUGGAGUCUUUAAGGGAGGCCAUUGACAGAGUGGGGGAUAUAGAUGUGAACGUCCUGGCACUUGUUAAUGACACCGUGGGAACCAUGAUGACCUGCGGGUUCGAUGAUCAGCGCUGUGAAGUUGGGCUCAUCGUUGGUACGGGUACCAACGCCUGUUACAUGGAAGAGAUGAGGCACAUCGACCUGGUGGAAGGAGACGAGGGCCGCAUGUGCAUCAACACCGAGUGGGGGGCCUUCGGAGAAGAUGGAGCUCUGGACGACUUCAUCACCAGCUUCGACCAGGAGAUCGACGCCGCAUCCCUCAAUCCUGGGAAGCAGCUGUUUGAAAAGAUGAUCAGUGGUAUGUAUAUGGGAGAGCUGGUCAGGAUCAUUCUGCUGAAGAUGGCCAGGAGUGGCCUCCUGUUUGGGGGUCGCGUAUCUGAUGCUUUGUGCACCAAGGGGAAGCUGGAGACCAGACACGUAGUGCUGAUGGAAAAGUACAAAGAGGGCCUGCAGAAUACGAAGAACAUCUUGACUGACCUGGAUUUAACACCCACCGAGGAUGACUGCGUGGCCGUCCAGCACGUCUGCACCAUCGUUUCCUUCCGAUCAGCUAACCUGUGCGCCGCGGCGCUGGCUGCCAUCCUCACCCGCAUGCGGGAGAGCAGGAAGCUGCAGACCCUGCGGACAACGGUGGGCGUGGACGGAACUGUCUACAGGACUCACCCCCAGUACGCCAAGCGGCUGCACAAGGUGGUCCGGCGUUUAGUGCCCGAGUGCCAUGUGCGCUUCGUGCUGUCGGAGAGCGGCAGCGGGAAGGGUGCCGCCAUGGUGACAGCGGUAGCACAGCGGCUGCUGGCCCAGCGACGGGAGGUGGAUCAAACGUUGGCUCCCUUUGUCCUGAUGGCCAAGCAGUUGUAUCAGGUGCGGGACCGCAUGAGGCGGGAGCUGGAGAACGGCCUGAGGCUGGAGACACACGCCACCGCCUCGGUCAAGAUGCUGCCCUCCUACGUAUACAACACACCCAGUGGGAGAGAGCACGGAAACUAUCUGGCGCUCGAUCUCGGUGGAACCAACUUCCGUGUGCUUGUGGUCAAGGUCCGGAGCAGCCGGCGCAGGUCUGUCCGCAUGUACAACAAGAUCUACGCCAUCCCCCUGGAGAUCAUGCAGGGAACUGGAGAGGAGCUGUUUGACCACAUUGUUCAGUGUAUCUCGGACUUCCUGGACUACAUGGGCAUGAAGAAUACUUGUCUUCCACUGGGGUUUACCUUCUCGUUCCCUUGCAGACAGACCGGGAUCGACAAGGGAACCUUGGUCAGCUGGACCAAAGGGUUCAAAGCUACGGACUGUGAAGGAAAUGACAUGGUGGAAAUGCUGAGGGAAGCCAUCAAAAGAAGAAAUGAAUUUGACCUCGACAUUGUGGCUCUAGUGAAUGACACAGUGGGAACCAUGAUGACAUGUGCGUAUGAAGACCCCAAAUGUGAAAUUGGCCUCAUUGUCGGAACGGGCUGCAAUGUGUGCUACAUGGAGGAGAUGACGAACAUCGAGACAGCGGAGGGAGACGAGGGCCACAUGUGCAUUAAUACGGAAUGGGGCGGUUUUGGGGAGAACGGAGAGCUGGAUGAUAUCCGCACUCGGUUCGACAGAGAAGUGGAUGAGGGCUCCCUCAAUGUCGGGAAGCAAACGUUCGAGAAGAUGACAAGCGGCAUGUACCUGGGUGAGAUCGUCAGGCAGAUCCUCAUUGACCUGACUAGACGAGGUCUGUUGUUUCGAGGACGCAUCACUGAGCGCCUAAAAACGCCGGGCAUCUUCGAGACCAAGUUCCUGUCCCAGAUUGAGAGUGACCGGCUGGCACUGCUACAGGUCAGGUCCAUCCUGCAGCACCUGGGCCUGGACAGCACAUGUGACGACAGUAUCAUCGUGAAGGAGGUGUGUGGCACCGUGUCCCGCCGGGCCGCCCAGCUCUGUGGCGCUGGCAUGGCUGCUGUCGUCGAGAAAAUCCGCGAGAACCGUGGGCUGGACCGGCUGGAAAUUACCGUCGGGGUGGAUGGCACACUCUACAAGCUCCACCCACACUUCUCCAGCAUCUUGAAGGAGACGGUCGGGGAGCUGGCGCCCAAGUGCAACGUCUCCUUCGUCCUGUCGGAGGAUGGCAGCGGGAAGGGUGCCGCGCUCAUCACGGCCGUGGCGCGUAGCCUCGGCGACAGACCCGUGACCCUUUGAGCCGCCCAGUCGCGUCCGCAGAUGGACGGGGGGCCCGCGGGCCCCGGAGCUUCGCGAGACAGCAGACUCCGUGGAUUCAGCUGUUGGAGUGACGCCGCCGUAGUCAUUUUUGAACACCGAUGUCUUUUUUUGUAUAAAACACAAUAACGUUGAGCUGAAUAUGCAAUCUGUAUUUUGGUCUGCGCUCAAGUAGUAACAUUUCAGUGUAGUAUAUUGAAUUCAUAAAUAUAUCUCAGUAGGAUUGACCGUCAGCUUCAUUUACCUUAAGUGUUUUUUUUUUUUUUUCUUGAGAGGACUGGAAAAAUGAUUCCUUAUAGUGUGCACGUGGCAUUCCAUUUGUCUUGUAUUCAAGGCUAAUAAAAUUCUACAUCGGCAUUUGUACGACAGUCGACGCCGAAUAUAUAGU